AUGAGCAGCGUUGUCGAGUCUCUGAUCAGCCGGGUGUUGGAGCUAGCCCGCGACACCCGCCAAUGCGAGACGCGCUCACACCAACCGCUGCUCGUGCUGCGGUAUCGCGCACUGCAGCUGGGGGAGGGUGGUUACGCCUUUGUCUACCUGGUGCGCGAGGUGCCCACGGCGCAGCAGCCGCUGGUAGACGAUGCCCCGCUGGCGCUGAAACGGAUCAACGCCGCCUCUGGCGACCGCCUGCAGCAGGCCAAGCGCGAGAUCGCCACCAUGCGCGCCCUCAGCCACCCAAACUGCCUGCCCCUGCUCGACCACGCCGUGUGCGCGGGCGGCGCGGGCGCUGCCGCGAGCGGCGGGGCCGGGGGCGGGGGGCGCACCCCCCACGAGGGUUGCACAGUGCUGCUGCUGUUCCCGGCUUUCGAGGAUGGCACCCUGUUUGACGAGCUGCAGCGGCUGGCGGCGGCGCGGCAACGGCUGGCGACGCAGGAUGUGCUGGAUGUGUUUGAGCAGGUGUGUGCGGGUGUUGCGCACAUGCACAGCCGCCGGAUAGCCCACCGCGACAUCAAGCCCCACAACAUCCUCGUAGUGCGGCCUGAAAACAACGUGCUGCGCAGCACAACCUCGGUUUUUGAUGAGGAGGAUCAUGCAGGGGCAUCGGAGGAUGACGAUGACGGGAUGGCAGACGCAGACGCAGCAGAGCGCGGCGAACCGCCGUCGGGCGCGCAGCUGCAGCUGGCGCCGCCCCAGGGGCGCCAGCAGCAGCAGCAGCAGCAGCAGCAACAGCAGCACCGCAAGCGGCGGCGGCGGCGGCGCUUCGGCGCGGUCCUCAUGGAUUUUGGUAGCGCUCGGCCGGCCGAGGUGCGCGUGACGAACCGGGUGGACGCGCUGGCGCUGCAGGAGGAUGCGGAGGCCCACUGCACCGCCACGUACCGCGCCCCUGAGCUGUUUGAUGUGGGCACGCACUCAACCUUGGACGCGCGCGUGGACGUCUGGAGCCUCGGCUGCACGCUGUUCCACAUGCUCUAUGGUGCGUCGCCCUUCCAAGAGGCCCUCGAUCGCGGCGCGAGCCUGCCUCUCGCAGUCAUGAACUGCCGCAUCCCCUGGCCCAAGCCGCCCGCCCCGCGGUACCCCCAGGAGCUGCAUGACCUCAUAACCCUCUGCCUAAACCCCGACCCCGAGCGCCGCCCGACAGCGGAGGCGCUGCUGCAGCGCGUGCGCGCGGCGCGGCGGCGGCGGCUGCCGAACGCGGCGCCGCAGGCGGCGGCGGGGCCCGCUGCGGCGGCGGCGGCUGCGCGGCGGCGGUAA
This is a messenger RNA of Monoraphidium neglectum, 1302 nucleotides long. RefSeq names its product serine/threonine kinase 16. Gene Ontology annotation, molecular function: ATP binding; protein serine/threonine kinase activity. Lineage: Eukaryota; Viridiplantae; Chlorophyta; Chlorophyceae; Sphaeropleales; Selenastraceae. The record is from RefSeq and is a predicted model, not a curated record. Bases 1 to 1302 code for a protein of 433 amino acids. Gene Ontology annotation, biological process: protein phosphorylation. Gene Ontology annotation, cellular component: cytoplasm. The transcript has 8 exons.